AUGGAUCGGCCGCGCGGCGCGACGACGGCGCGCGCGACGACGCGGGAGACGCGAGCGCUGGUGCGACGGGCGAUUGGGCUGAGCGCGCUCGCGGGCGUGGCGUUGGCGGUGAUGGGGGCGAGCGCGCGGGCGACGACGCGGGUGUUGAACGCGCGCCUGCGAGAGGUGGCGAGCGGUGGGACGGAGGCCGACGGCGCGCGGGCGCUGGGCGCUGGACGGGUGCGGAGCGUGCGCGAGCACGCGCUGGGGCGGAUGGGUAGACCGGAGGGGGUGAUGGGCGACGUCGGGGGGGGGGGGCGAGACGAGACGACGACGUCGAAGGCGGACGCGCGGAGAGAAAACGCGGACGCGAGGGACGACGGGGACGACGCGUUCGCGAGUGAGGUGGAUGCGUACGAUGCGGGUGACGUGGACGACGCGGAUGACGACGCGGUGGUGGUGGAUGAGGCGGAGGCGUGGGGAGCGAUGUUGCGCCGCGGCGGAGCGACGGAGCGAUAG
This is a messenger RNA of Ostreococcus tauri, 498 nucleotides long. Its product is annotated as unnamed product. The transcript has a single exon. NCBI's taxonomy places the organism in Eukaryota, Viridiplantae, Chlorophyta, Mamiellophyceae, Mamiellales, Bathycoccaceae. The record is from RefSeq and is a predicted model, not a curated record. Bases 1 to 498 code for a protein of 165 amino acids.